Molecule: messenger RNA, 672 nt
Organism: Marchantia polymorpha subsp. ruderalis
Lineage: Eukaryota; Viridiplantae; Streptophyta; Marchantiopsida; Marchantiales; Marchantiaceae
Source: the annotation of a GenBank genome assembly
ACGAGGUUUAUCGUCGGUGACCGAUGGAGCCCAGGAAACAAACGAGAUCUGGUGGCUGUGCUUGCGGAGCCUGCAAAUGUUUAUACGGGAAGAGGAAGUGGGAGUGCAAGGUCGACUGCAUAUUUGCGCCUUACUUUCCUGCAGAGGAUACCUUGAAGUUUUCAAACCUGCUCAAAGUAUUUGGGUACCGCAAUGUCCGCAAGAUGUUGCAGAACUUGCCGGAGUCGAGCCGAGAGGAUGCAGUGACGUCGUUGUGUUUCGAGGCCGAGGCCAGGAUUAAGGAUCCGGUUUACGGAUGCUCUGGCGAGCUUUAUAGAACCCAGAAAAGUAUGUCGGAGCUGAUGCAGCGAUUAGAGAUGAUAGGAAUUUUGCAGGAUAUAUUUGGCAGGAGAAGAAUCGCAUCAGAACGAAUGAGGGCUUGAGGCUGUCACGAUGAUGAUGUUCUUUAAUGUAAAAAUUCUUCAGAUAGAUCAGAAUGGACUUUUAGCUUGUUGCCAGUCUCGAACAAUCUUAGAGAGACUACAGUAAUACCCUCGAGGAAGAGUGACUCAACCUCCUGAUCUGUACCAACUUGUUCGAGGUCUUCCUUCCUCGCAUAUAUCGAGUUCAUGGUCGCAGGGAUGUCACCCUCUAAUCUCGUUUCUUAAUGUAAUUUUUUUUUUACUUACACGA